This is a messenger RNA of Zophobas morio, 2311 nucleotides long. RefSeq names its product LIM/homeobox protein Lhx5 (gene Lim1). The record is from RefSeq and is a predicted model, not a curated record. The transcript has 8 exons. NCBI's taxonomy places the organism in Eukaryota, Metazoa, Arthropoda, Insecta, Coleoptera, Tenebrionidae. Gene Ontology annotation, molecular function: RNA polymerase II transcription regulatory region sequence-specific DNA binding; zinc ion binding; DNA-binding transcription factor activity, RNA polymerase II-specific. The coding region runs from base 328 to 1719 and encodes 463 amino acids. Gene Ontology annotation, biological process: neuron differentiation; regulation of transcription by RNA polymerase II. Gene Ontology annotation, cellular component: nucleus.
AGCCGAGAAUCGCCCGUCAGUCGCUUGUUUCGUAUCGUUAAGGUCGCAUCGCACGUCCUUCGUCCCCGGGUACCAUAUUAACUUUUUUUUUGUUUUUGCUUUUCGGUCUCCGUAGUGCCGCAAGUGUCCAGGAACGUAGCGAGUGUUUUUUAAGUGGGUGUUGUGCAACGAGUCAAUCUGGCGGCCUACCUUGAAGGAGGGCCCGCUUGCACCUCUGUCGGGGCCCUUACGCUGAGGGCCGGCCUGGCCCAUGUGCCCAUCGGGCCCAGUUCCAGCUACAUCCAGCACUCAGCCCACAAUAUAGGUCGGUGCGAGCCAGCCGCCGGUAUGUUGAUAGCCUGCGCAGGCUGCGAGAAGCCAAUCCUGGAUAAAUUCCUGCUGAACGUCCUGGAGAGGACGUGGCAUGCGGACUGCGUCCGCUGCUUCGACUGUCACGCCCCCUUAACAGACAAGUGCUUCUCGAGGGAAGGAAAGCUGUUCUGCAGGAGCGACUUCUUCAGGAGGUACGGUACAAAGUGCGGUGGUUGUGGCCAAGGCAUAUCGCCUAGUGACUUAGUGCGCAAAGCUCGAGACAAAGUGUUCCAUCUCAACUGUUUCACCUGUCUCGUGUGCAGGAAACAGCUCUCGACCGGCGAAGAACUUUACGUGUUAGACGAUAACAAGUUUAUAUGCAAAGACGAUUACUUGAACGGAAACAAGACGGCAGCCAUCAGCGGACACCACCAGGGUGGGUCCAGUUCCGAAUUAACGAUAUGUAAGGGCAUCGCUCCGGUCACUAGCGUCUCGCCGACGUUCAAUUUCAAGUCAAACUCGUUGAUGGGCUCGGCUUCCGAAGACGAAGAGGACGACGACAACAGCACGGCGUCGUCGGUGCUCAAACACCACUCGCUGCACGGUUCCUUACCCCCCGCCCCCGGAGAGACCAACAACAACUCGUUACCCCACUCGGACAUCAGCAGUUCGAUAGGGCAGGACUCGAAAACCGGCCAGGACGACUCCGAAGACCAAAACUCCCUCGACGGCGACGCCGAGAUGCGCGACUCCCAGACCGAGAACAAGAGCCCCGACGACAGCAGCGCGGGCUCGAAGCGCCGGGGGCCCCGGACGACGAUCAAAGCCAAGCAGCUCGAGAUCCUGAAGACGGCCUUCUCGCAGACGCCGAAGCCCACGCGGCACAUCCGGGAGCAGCUCGCGAAGGAGACCGGCCUGCCCAUGCGGGUGAUCCAGGUGUGGUUCCAGAACAAGCGGUCCAAAGAGCGCCGCCUCAAGCAGCUCACGUCCAUGGGCCGCGGCCCGUUCUUCGGGGGUUCCCGGAAGAUGCGCGGGUUCCCCAUGAACCUGUCGCCCGGGGGGCUCGAGGACGGCCCGCCCGGUUUCCCUUAUUUCGCCACCGCCGACGGCAAGUUCGAGUUCAGCUACGGCGGGCCGCCCUUCCACCCGCACGACGGGCCCUUUUUUCCCGGCCACCACCCCGGCGGCGGCCCCGGCGGCCAGGGCAUGCCCUUCAACCAAGGAGGUGGACCCAUGGACCACGGGCCCAUGAACAUGGGCGGCGAGUUCGCCGGCAUGCCCGGCGAGCAGGGCCAGUUCAUGCCGCAGCAGCCCGCCCCCGAGCAGAUGAUGCAGGGCGGCGGCGGGCGGGGCGGCAGCCCCGAGUUCAUGUCGCCGGGAUCGUUCUCCGACAACCCGCAGCAGCUCAACGAGGGGCUCGUUUGGUAGCUGGCGAAGGCUCUAGCCAAGAGGGCUAGAGAGUAACUGUACAUAGAGCCCGGUGAUUUCGGUGGUACCGAACUGUUUCUUUUCGACGCCCAUGAUGUGCAAUUUAACCACGUGUAUGUUUCUUAUUAUUAACGUUAUUUGUUCAUGGUCCUAUGAUGGUUGUACAUACUUCUUUGCUUUUGCUAGGAUUGACGAGAACACCUUGUACAUACUGUUUUUGGUUAUGUAUGACGGUACCACGACACACUUGAUUUGCGUGAAAGCAAAGAACACUUCUGAAAGUGCCAAGCGGGCGCAGGCUGGGGGGCGCCCGGGUACAGGGCCGCACCCGAGACUGCGCGUUACUCGAUUGUUUUAUUUAUACACACACCACAUUGUACUAUUUAUGAAUGUAUAAAAGGUUUCCUAGCUUUUAAAGUGCUUGUAUAUAAAUCGAAGGACGGUUGAUAUGUUAUUAUGUUUUCAUUAGGCCUAGCUGUCGUACAAAAUAUUUGUACAGGGACUUGACACGCUGUAUAAAAGCCAUCCGAUUAUAUAAUUAGUGUAUAUUGUUAAUUUUAGGUGUACUAUCCAAUAAAACAAAUUCUAUAAG